This is a messenger RNA of Bacillus rossius redtenbacheri, 3839 nucleotides long. It is a transcript of the gene not, whose product is annotated as ubiquitin carboxyl-terminal hydrolase 22. The record is from RefSeq and is a predicted model, not a curated record. Gene Ontology annotation, molecular function: cysteine-type deubiquitinase activity; zinc ion binding. Gene Ontology annotation, biological process: protein deubiquitination. The transcript has 9 exons. The coding region runs from base 393 to 1907 and encodes 504 amino acids. Lineage: Eukaryota; Metazoa; Arthropoda; Insecta; Phasmatodea; Bacillidae.
AGUCGCAUGCAUGCAGCGCAACCUAGUUAUUUAAUUUGUAACUACGUGUGCAAUGAAGCCAAACGAUUCUCUAAACGAUUUGAACAUGGCGUUGAUCUCGAACGCUGACUCGUCUCCUCUUCGUAGGCUUAGCUGCGAUAAAUACAUUUAAAAUGAAUACUUUCUUCUGUAAACUAGUUAGUAUCAUUAUCGUUAUCAACUGAUUAAAAAUUGCAGUGUUUUUCAUACUGCAUGACGUUCUGCAACUUAAAACUUUACAAAAAUAUACCACUUUGACAGACUCUAGGAGGGGAAGGGGCACCGAACAGCCGGCAAAGAAAAUAGACUUCAGGUUAGAAAUUCACAUUCAGGUGGAUUGUAUAAUUAACUUUAAUUUUUGUUGGUCGUUGGAGAUGAGCGAUAAUGGUUGUACCCAUCUGAAUGAUUUUAAAUCUACAAACGGCAUUCAUCCGUACAGAAUUAUAAGCUCGUUUUUCGUCUCGUGUACUACGCCCGAAGCCCGCUUUAAAAAGGCAACUUCGUGUUUUUGCUUUGUUUGCAAGUCUAUUGGACCACGUCUGCAUUCAUGCCUUCACUGCAUAUACUUCGGUUGUUUUGCGGGACACAUUCAGGAACAUGCGAAGUUGGAGAAACAUUAUCUUGCGGUCGACCUGGUGUGGGGCAAGGUGCUGUGCUUCCAGUGUCGUGACUACGUGCACGACCGCGAGUUCACGCGCAUAGACCACGCGAACCGCAUCAAGGAGACGAAGCUGCUGGGGAUCAAGACCCUGUACGAGCUCCUGGAGAGCUGUGGCAAGGAGGUGUUCCUGGCCCAGAAGAACCCCCAGCGCAGGAAGAUCACCGGCAACAGUACAAUAGGUUGUGGCAUGCGCGGGCUCAUCAACCUGGGCAACUCGUGCUUCAUGAGCUGCAUCGUGCAGGCGCUGACGCACACGCCCCUGCUGCGGGACUUCUUCCUGGCCGACCAGCACGUCUGCCAGCUCAAGGAGAGCUCCAACAUGUGCCUGGUGUGCGAGCUCACCCGGCUCUUCCACGAGUUCUACUCGGGCAACACUGCGCCGCUGACACUGGACCGGCUGCUGCACCUGAUCUGGACGCACGCGUGCCACCUGGCGGGCUACGAGCAGCAGGACGCGCACGAGUUCUUCAUGGCGACGCUGGACGUGCUGCACCGGCACUGCAAGGCGCCCGUGUCCGUCGCCACGGGCACCUGCGACUGCAUCGUCGACAAGAUCUUCACCGGCCGCCUGCAGUCCGACGUCGUCUGCCAGGCCUGCAAGGGCGUGUCGACGACGAUAGACCCGUUCUGGGACAUCUCGCUGGACCUGGGGGCGUCGCGGCUGGGGCAGGCGCCGCCGGCGCUGGGCAGCGUGCCCACCACGCUGCUGGACUGCCUGGAGCGCUUCACGCAGGCGGAGCACCUGGGCCCCUCGGCCAAGAUACGCUGCAGCCAGUGCGACGAGUACCGCGAGUCCACCAAGCAGCUCACCAUGAAGAAGCUGCCCGUCGUCGCCAGCUUCCACCUCAAGAGAUUUGAACAUUCCAGUUGUUCGGACAAGAAGAUCUCGACGUUCAUAGCAUUCCCGGAGCAGCUGGACAUGACGCCGUUCAUGUUCUACAGCCGCAACCGCGCCACCUGCCCCAGGGCAGGGGGCGGGGGCAACAGCAACGGCCUGGUGGGGCCGAGCAUAACCUCAACCGGCACGCAGAACAGGUACUCGCUGUUCGCGGUGGUGAACCACAGCGGGUCCCUGGACGCGGGCCACUACACGGCCUUCGUGCGGCAGCAGCCCGACCACUGGUUCAAGUGCGAUGACCACGUCAUCACCCGGGCCAACCUGCGCGAGGUGCUGGACAGCGAGGGGUACCUGCUGUUCUACCACAAGCAGUACCUGGAGUUUGAGUGAGGCUUCUUGGCUCCUAGCUCGGACUAGGGACUGCUCUUUGCCGUGAUUGCGAGGGCGGUGCACUACAGGACUCGUCGCCAUUGGCGAGCAAACUGGAUUAUGGCUACGGCACGCUUCACCACUCUGCACAAGUAUUAUUUUCCUUUUAGGAUUACCGGAGGAAUUAACAAGCGAUUGUUUUUUUUGGCUUGUGUGUGCACGCGUGUGUGUGUGGGUGGUCGGGGAAAUUUUUUCCGUCAUUUAGUGUAUUUUUAUAUUUUAUCCCAGCAGAGGUGAUCAAAACAAUGAUUGUGAUUCCCGCGCACGUUGAAGCAAUAGGAACUUAUUUGCUGUGAUCCAGUGUCAGUAUUAGAAUGCUGCAUCCGCGCACUUGCGGAUUGUGUUCUUGUAAUUAACUGAUUUUAGAAACACAUUUACUUAUUGCGGCAUGCGUGAGAGGUCUGUAGUGUAGUUGUCUCAUGUUCGGUUCCGACGAAUGGCUCAAAGGUCAGCUACGCUCUGUAGAAUGUUUUUCUCAGUAUCGUAAAACAAGAGGUAUUGUGAUUUAUUUUUUCAGCGGUUUUUUUUAAAUGUAAUCUCUGUGCUUAUGUUGUCAUUAAUGUGUUGGUAAGAGAUCAGGCUGUGUACCAUCAUUUUGUUUUUCUGCCUUUAAUUAAAUUGUUGUGAAUGUUGGUAUAAGUUAUCAUUAGUUUUGUCAGUGUAUAAGUAUGGAUCAUUCAUCUUUUUAUUUUCUUUGCAGAUUAGUUAAAUAUUUUUUUUUCUGUAUUUUAUAUUUUCACAGUGAUCACAGGAUUAAGUUUUAGUUAAUAAUGAUGGUCUGUCGAACAAACGCUUAUCAAUGUUCUGAUCUGUUGUAACCAAGUAUGUAUUUAUGUUGAUAUGUGUGUGGUGUUUUUAACAUAUUGGUUGUGCUCCAUCAUUGACAUUGGAUGCAUUUACUGUGGGUGCUUUUUUUAAUAAACUGGACAGGUUAUUUUUCCUCCUUUUAAUUAAAAAUCAAAGUUUUUUAUAUGUAUUUUUAUGUGUUGCUGUUGACUACACAAACUUUAUACUUCAAUUGUGUUAUUAAAAUGUGAUCAGUGGAUCUUGUGUGCAAAGUUCUAGUGAUGCCCAGGUGCAAAUAAGGUUGUUAAAUGUUCGGCAUCAUUAUCAUAUCUUUCUGUCCAGUGUGAAAAUUGUUGAUAUAGUUCCUUGCGAAAUAAUUUGGUAGAUGUGUGUUACAUACUGUUAUAGUUCCUUGCGAAAUAAUUUGGUAGAUGUGUGUUACAUACUGUUAAUAUUGAUACUUAAAUUAUUUUUUGUGAACAUAAAUACUGUGUGAAAGUUUGUUGUGUUGUUGGUUUUUUAGAUCACGAAAUACUUAAAAUGCUGAAUGAGCCAGAAUCAAUUUCAGUUUUAGUAAUCGGUGAUUGGAAUCAAGUGAAAAUUUGUGUAAAUAUGGAGAGUAUUUUUUUAGUUGAAUGUUUUGUAACGAAUGCAUUUGCGUUUUGUAGUUUACAGUAAAGUUAACUUUGCUAUGUCACGUGGUGCUUUCUUUUCUCAAAAUGUUGAGAAAUAUUCGCAAGUCCGAAAGUGGAUUAUUACUUAAAGUAAUUUCUUGAGGAAAUAUAAUUAUUUAUCAGUUUAUUGUUCUAAAUAGAUGACCUUUCAGAUAUUACAAACACUAUGUGUCGAACUGUAACUUGCAUUGUUUCGAAAUACUCCCUACAAUAUUUGUGUGUAUACGGAAUUUACAUUAUCGGUGGCUUCCACGUAAAACGUAGUGAAAGUUUAAAACAAAACAAACAAAAAAAAACUGCCUUUUGUAGCAUGGUGUAACAGUUGUGUAACAUGCUCGGUUGAAGUUGGAUGGGUGUGCAUUAUGUUUAAAACUGUACCGAACGGACAAAGCGUCACGUUCCUGGACUGUAAUUAAAGACUUCUUGAACUACA